Vittaforma corneae ATCC 50505 is the source of this 843-nucleotide messenger RNA. RefSeq lists its product as uncharacterized. Gene Ontology annotation, biological process: protein modification by small protein conjugation. Gene Ontology annotation, molecular function: ubiquitin-like modifier activating enzyme activity. The record is from RefSeq and is a predicted model, not a curated record. NCBI's taxonomy places the organism in Eukaryota, Fungi, Microsporidia, Nosematidae. Bases 1 to 843 code for a protein of 280 amino acids. The transcript has a single exon. Gene Ontology annotation, cellular component: cytoplasm.
AUGUCCAAUCCAAAUGUGCUGAUAGUUGGAAGUGGCGGAUUGGGAUCGGAAGUCGUAAAAAUACUGAAGAUACUGAAGUGCAGUGUCACUGUAAUAGACUACGAUACUAUUGAAACAAGUAAUCUAAAUAGACAGUUUUAUUUUCAAAAGGAAGAUGCAGGCAAAUUCAAAGCAAAGGUUGUUGCCGAAAAAACAAAUUCAAAAUACAUAAUAGGCAAAAUAGAAGACACUAGUUCUUCAUUUCUAGGCUCCUUUGACGUUAUUUUUUCUUGUUUAGACAGUGUGUCAUCCAGAAUGCAGAUGAAUUAUUCAUUUUCUCACUCGAAAUGUAAAAUGAUGGUGGAUUGUGGUGUUGAGGGACUAAAAGCGCAUGCUAAAAGAGUAACAAGGGCCACCUCUUGUCUAUAUUGCAUAAGAGAUUUUUACAGUGAUGAGAAUGCUCCAUUUAUCUGCAGCUUAAAGAAACUAAACCAAAAAAUAACGGCUGAAAAUCGAAAUCAGGUACUAAAGUCUAUAAUCUUUCAGAAAAAAGAACAAAUCCAUGUGGAGAACAAUCACAGUGACCCAAAAUAUGAAGAGAUAUACGAAGAGAUUGUCGAUAGAUUCAACUUAAAUGCCUCAGAUGAUCUUAAAACAUCAUUAUUUGAAGUUAAAGGCAUGUUUGAAAACAUAAUUCCCAAUGUGUGCACAAUAAAUUCAAUAUGUGCAAAUCUUGCAGUGCUUUUGGCAUUUAACGCUAUAAAAGACGACUUUGUUUAUUUUGAUGGAUCAUCGGGCAUUUUUACAAAUGCGAUAGAGAUUGAAAAGGAUCCAACAUGUUUUGUGUGUAAUCUACAGCACUGA